CCUUGUGGGCUUUUAGAUUCUGGAAUGAGAGCUCCAAAUCCAAGGAGAAAAAGUAGAGGCAGGAAGAGAAGACAAAUGGUCAGAAAAGAAAUUGCAAAGAAGCAACUUAGAGCCACCAUUUUACCUUAAAUAACAGCUUGUUCCAUCUUAUUUGAGACAGCUCUCAAUACUUUGUGCCCCUGAGAAUAUCACCAGACAGUCCAACUAGUUCUUCACAGAAAUCCCUUCACCUUCCUCAAGGCUCCAAAAGGAUAUAAAACCAGAGAAAGAAUGUAGCCAGAGCAGCUGUGGUGAAACGAGCUCCUUUCCUGUCCUCAGAGGGCCAGGAUACUUUGAUACUGAUGAGGAGUUUGCUUAUAUAUGUAGCCAACCCCACAGAGAUUGGCAGACAGAAACAGAAAGAAGGAAGCAGAAAGGAGAAAAGGUAAGAGAGACAAGAAGAGAGAAGCAGAGAGAGAGGAGCCAAGGAACCUCCUAAAAGAAUUGUAACACAGGUCAAGGGCUGUAAUACCAAAGAAGUACAGCCAGGGUGCUCCUUGGAAGUGAGGAUGGCGAGACUACGUCUCACAUACUUUGGACAUGUUAUCAGGAGAGACCAAUCCCUGGAGAAGGGCAGCAUGCUUGCUAAGGUAGAGGGUCUGCAAAAAAGAGGAAGACCCUCAAUAUUGUUACUAUUACUUCCCUAAUGAGCCCCAUAACUUUGAGUUUUGUCUGUGAGCUCUGCAUCGCCAUUGCAAUAAGUUACCGAACCCAGCCUAGAAGUAGAGAGUGCUGUGGAAGGGACAGUUGGUGUUAGAAUUGGUAGACAGUGGAGAGAGGAGGCAUGUCUGACUUCUGCCUCAUAGGAAUCAGCCUUGGGCUACUGAUCUUGAUUCUCCUUCCCCUCUGUGAAGUUAGAGGAGGUCAGACAGCUGCCACACAAUUUUUACAGCUUCUUUCCUAAAGAUUGCUAUCGUUGUUGCUAAAAAAAAAAAAAAAAAAAAAGUUGCGGUCGAGUUCGACUCAUAGUGACCCUACAGGACAGAGUAGAACUGCCCUAUAGUGCUUCCAAGGAGCACCUGGUGGAUUCCAACUACCGACCUUUUGGUUUUGCAGCCCUAUCUCUUAACCACUACGCCACCAGGUACGGUAAAAACGGCGUGAGGGGAUACAAGGGUAGGAGUGUCAGUGAGAAGAGCGCUCCACCCCGUGUAUGUAGAAGGGACCUCAGGGUGGAGGGAUUGAAAAUGUGGGGAAAGCUCAAGGGAGAAAGCUGAGGGCCAGGGCAUCCCAAGGGUCUCCUGGAGGGGGAGAGAAAUGGGAGUGCUGGAGAACAGCUGUGGGCUGGGGAGGCCCUGAAGGCUGAAUUUUGGAACUUCGAUGGUCCAAGGUCUGUGGGGGGCAGCGAAAGGGACAGGUAGGUCCUAAUGGGGAGGGGAUGUGGCAAUGGGGCUCCCAGGGACCAAGGAGACCCCCGAACGGAUGCCCGCUCAGCCCUGUCCUCUUUCUCCUCUGCAAGCUCCACAGGGCAUGUCCAGGUGCGGGCUGGGUCUCCCCAAAGACACCGUUGCCACCCCGAAGGAGCGCAGAACCGCUACACCGCCAGAGGCCGCCGCAAAACGACUGUUAAAGCCCCCAAGAACUCGCCAAUCCGGGCGCGGAAAGGAGCUAGCCAAUCAGAGAACGAGGGUGAGGCGCAAGCUCAGUCAAAGAGCGAGGGUGCUGGCUUGGGGCCCCGCCUUCCCAGGGCGGGGACUUGGCGUCUCGAACGAAUCAUCGCCUGAGUUCCCGGGCGAAUUGGAAGCCUAGCUGCUAAAGGACAUUUCCUUAGCGACACAAGAUCCCGCCUCCUGUAUCCUAGCAUCGGGGAAGGGCCAAGUACGUGGUAAGUGAAGCGUUCCGAUACCUGGUUUCCAAGUGGAGUCUGACACUGAUUGCCCAGAUAGGAAAAGCAAUAACAAAACAAAACUAGAACCUAUCUCUCACGCCGGAAUUGAGCGCUGAGAGCUAUCUGGGACAUAAAUGAAGACUCAGCAGCUUGGUCAAGGUCACACGCUUAAAACAGUAAAGAUUGCUGUCGUUGUUAGAAGUCCAGUCAAUUAGGACUCAUGGCGACCACAGGUGUGCAGCGUUGAACUGCUCCAUAGGGUUUUCAAGGCUAUGACCUUUCGGAAGCGAAUUGCCAUGUCUGUCUCCCGAGGUGCCCCUAAAUGGAUUCAAAUACCAACCUUUGAGUUAGUAGUCCAGGUUUUAACCGUUUAGGCCACCCAGGGACUGACUCCCUGUAAAGAUCACAGCCAAGAAAACCCUGUAGCAGCUCUGUCUAUAAUACCUGGGUCACCAUGAGUCCGAAUCGACGACAGCAACGGGGUUUUGUUUGUUUGUUUUAUUCUUAUAGGAAAUGUGUUAUUUAUGUACUGCCUGGUUCCCUCACAAGCAUGAAAGUUUUAUGAGUAUAAGGGCUGCAUCUACUGAGAACUACGACUGGAUCCCCAGUGCCCAGCCAGGCCAUAGCAGGCACUGAGUAAAUAUUACUUAAAUAAAUGGAUGUAAGAAUGACUAUUACGAGGCUCACAACAAGAAGAAUGACAAUUGCUGUCAAUAAAAUACUACCACAACUACCAAGAAAAAUAAAUAGCUCUCGUUUUAUUGAGAUUACCUGUAGUCCAGAUUUUUGUGCCUUCACACAUGCCAUAUCGUUUAAACCUCACAAGAUUCUGGAAGGUAAUAUUAGCCCAAUUUCUCAGAUAGGGAAACUGAGGCACAAGACUAGAAGGAUCUAAGACCACAAAGAAAGAGUCUAGAAUGAAAUCCAGACUCUAAAACUCCCAGUCCAGCCACUACCCCUCUGUCCUGGGAGUGUCCAAAUGUCCAAGUUUCUUUGCCUAAAUGUCCUUGUAACCCUAAAGAAAGAUGCUCUGGAGAUAAACACGAUGAGCCCCCACUGAGGGCACACCAGGAAUACAAAGCAAGAGGAAGAAGGGUUUGGCGCCCGGACUCCUGGGUCUGAGGAGGAGGGGCUUUUUCCCCAGAAAAGUGAGUGUGAGGAUUUAGAUCCCAGGACUCAGGACCGAGGCUGAGAUCCCCGCCCCUCCACGUAUUUAGGCUCUGCGCACUCCGCAAGCCACGCCCCAUUUAUAACUCGCGCCAAAGCCCCGCCCACUUUCUUCCCAGACCCCUCCGUCGCCUUCCUGCGCACUUCAGGGUUCUAGGCGAAGGUACUAGAAGAGACUUCGGAGAACCCUGAGAAGAUGGAACAGCAAAAGCAAGGGGCUGGGCCCCAGGGGAACGACCUGUCCCCGCCAUCACCUGGGACUGAAUCGGUGUCCCCUGCACCCUUUCCAACACUGCCACCCUCACUCCUGGGCGCCCCAGACCCAACCCACCUGGGGCUCCCCGAGAGCCUGGCCUCUGUCACUGUUCCCAUCCGGCUGGAUGCUCUCUCCUACCUCCUGCACAGUGCCUUGCUGGGGGCCUACACCUUUCAACAGUCCCUGCCCUCCUGCCCCUGCUCCUCUGAGGCCUGCUGCACCCAGCCGGGCCCAGCCAAGAGGACAGCCAGGGGGCGUGGGGGUUGGGAAGUCCAGCGAAGGCCAGGCCGGGGUCAGAGCCAGCAGCAAUGGGGACGUGGGAGAGCUGAGCAGCCCAAGAGGAGCUGGGCGCGGGGCUCUGAGGCUGGCCCUAAGACCCCGCUGAUGAUGCCACCACCACCGCUGCCACCACCACCACCUGCCCAGGAUGGGAAGAAGGAAGCCCAAGGUCCAGAGCCACCCCUGGACAUGCGACCUGCUGCUGAGGACUGGGAGUCUGAAUACUAGGACUUGGAAGGUCCAACACCCCGACCCCUGAGACAGCCUCUCCUG
Molecule: messenger RNA, 3842 nt
Organism: Loxodonta africana (African savanna elephant)
Lineage: Eukaryota; Metazoa; Chordata; Mammalia; Proboscidea; Elephantidae
Gene: C11H19orf84
Product: chromosome 11 C19orf84 homolog
Exons: 2
Coding region: 3231-3797 (188 amino acids)
Source: RefSeq, a predicted model, not a curated record